GGAGCAAUGCACUACUUUACUUCCGGGUUAAAGCAUAAAGAAAUAGAUCUCCAAAAAACGUUGUUUUGUUCAAGUAAAGUUACUUGAAUGAAGCUAUUUGUUUGGUGAAAGAAAAAGCUGUUGCAAUGUCGGAGUCAGAUUUAAUAGGACCUGCGUUGCCGCCGAUGUUUCAGACGACCAAGGGGGAUGAAUCUGACGAGGAACCUCCCAUAGGUCCAGCAUUGCCCCCGGUGUACAGAGCAGAUUCCUCAUCCAGUUCCUCUGACGACGAAGAGACGUAUAGAAGAGGCAAAAGCAACUCGUCAAAAUGUACUACAACAUCUAGAAUUGGUUCAGGUGAAACACAGGAAGCGGAUGAUGAUGAUGGAUUUUUUGGCCCAGCUCUUCCUCCUGGAUAUCAGAAGAAACAAAUGUCACCUGACAGACCACCUCCGCUGGGACCUGCACUGCCUCCAGGCUUCUGCAGACCAAGGGAUGAAGAUGAGGAAGCAAAUGACGACGAUAGAGGAGGAAUCUCGGGCCCUGCCCUCCCGCCAGGCUAUAAGCCUGAGUACUCAGGCAGUGAGGAGGAUGAUGAUGAAGACGAUGAAGUUGUCGGGCCAAUGCCUUUUAAAGGGGAUAGGGCAACUCUCAACUCUGUGGCCCUGGACAUCGAGAGACGCGCUAAGAAGAUGAAAGACAAACUAACUGGCGUAAACGAUGGUCCUGAGGAGGUGACGAGGGAGACCUGGAUGACUGAGCUACCUCCGGAGCUGCAGCACAUCGGGCUGGGUGCCCGCACAUUUAAGAAGAGGUCAGGUCCAGAGAACAAGGACCGCAGCAUUUGGACGGAUACCCCAGCAGAUAGGGAGCGCAAAGCCAGGGAGCGUCAGGAAGGGAAGAAAAGUGGGGAGUCGACGAAGGAAGCUCCACGUCUCUCACGGAAGGAGGUUGAAAUGGCAGAGAAAGUGGCCAAAUACAAUGAGUCCAAACGUGGGGAAUCUCUCAUCAGCAUGCACACCAAGAACUUGAAGAGGAAAGCAGACGAGGAGGGCAAGAAGCCAGUAGAGAGGAGGGCCUUUGACCGUGACCAAGACCUGCAGGUCAACCGCUUCGAUGACGCCCAGAAGAAGAGCCUGCUGAAGAAGUCCGCGGAGCUGAACACGCGGUUCUCGCAUAGUAAAGAUCGUAUGUUCCUGUAGCCGGCACACACAUUGAACUGCUGCCUGCCAGCUAUGCGUGUCUCUCUUGGAUUCAUGUGUGUGUAGAGUGUCAGUUCAGUUGCAUUAGGAGGUUAGUGUAUCGUUCUCAAAAGAGAAAAAGCAAUACAAAACAGUGUAUUUGACUCUGUGUUGUAUAUAAUUUGAUACCAAGGCUGCAGAAUUGUUUUAAUGUGUUGAUAUGUGUCAAUCUUCAAUUCGUGACCAAGACUUUCUGUUGUUGGUGGUCUUUUUAAAAAUAUUUUCUGUAUGCUUCAUUUUUACAAAAAAAAAACAUUUGUUGUCAAUCAUUCAUUUACACUUAUAUUUUCCUGGUCUGUUUUUUUUUUAUCAAUUCUUAUGUUUGUCUUUAGAUCUGAAUUUAGUGUGUGUGUGUGUGUGUGUGUGUGUGCGUGCCUGCCUAGCUGAACCUGAAAAAGUGAUCUAGUAUGUGCUCUCGUCCUCUGUCUACACUAUGUAUUGUGUGGUGAUUUCUGUAAUUUACUUUGAACAUCAUUUAAAUAAAUGCGUCAAGCACGUUGGUCUUC
Messenger RNA from Sardina pilchardus (European sardine), 1726 nucleotides. RefSeq names its product GPALPP motifs containing 1 (gene gpalpp1). Lineage: Eukaryota; Metazoa; Chordata; Actinopteri; Clupeiformes; Clupeidae. The transcript is spliced from 7 exons. The record is from RefSeq and is a predicted model, not a curated record. Bases 126 to 1181 code for a protein of 351 amino acids.